Messenger RNA from Chrysoperla carnea, 1484 nucleotides. RefSeq names its product G patch domain-containing protein 4. Gene Ontology annotation, biological process: regulation of ribosome biogenesis. Gene Ontology annotation, molecular function: nucleic acid binding. Gene Ontology annotation, cellular component: nucleolus. The coding region runs from base 262 to 1410 and encodes 382 amino acids. Lineage: Eukaryota; Metazoa; Arthropoda; Insecta; Neuroptera; Chrysopidae. The transcript is spliced from 5 exons. The record is from RefSeq and is a predicted model, not a curated record.
GCUCGCCAGACGAACAUUCCAUUAGUAAGGUUAUCUGUCAACUAAAUAAUGUCGACAAAGAAAAAAGUAACAAUUUUAAAUGUAAAUAUUUAAUAUAUACUUUUAGGAAUACUAAAGAUUUAUGUAAAUUCUGUUUCAUAUAGUUAGAAUAGAACUCGUAGUACAUUAAUAAUAUAAAUGUACAUUACAUGUCACUUAUGUUUUUAAAUAUUAAUAAAAACACACGUGUUACCUGAUUUAAGAAUUUUACGAUUAUCUAAUAUGGACUUUGCAAGAAAACAGCUGGAAAAAUAUGGAUGGGCAGAAGGAAAAGGAUUAGGAAAGAAUGAAGAUGGUAUUUCAAAAGCAAUUCGACCAAAAUUAAAAUUUGAUAGUGCUGGAAUUGGUCAUGAUCAAGCCGAACAAUUUACUUAUCAUUGGUGGGAAAAUGUUUAUAAUCAAGCUGCUAAUAAUAUUAAUGUAAAGAAAACAAAGGAUUCGAUAUCAGUAGAAUUAAAAGACGAUUCAAUAAAUAUCACAACAAAAAAGUAUACAAAGUUUAAAAAGAGUAAAAACAAGGAUAAUUCGAAUACAAUGGAAUAUGGUGUGUUCUUAAAAAAGUCUACUCUUACUCCAUCGGGAGUAGAGUUAAUUGAAGGAACGCAAGAAGAAAUAAUUGAAGAAGUCACUGAUGAUACCUCAAAACCAAAGUCAAAACGUAACAGUGGAAUUAGUUCCUUAACUGAUGAAGAAAUAUUUGCAGCCUGUGGCGGUCGAACGGCUCAUAAAGGUGCUCGUCACGGAUUGAAUCUAAAAGGAAAAUUAGCGCGUAUCGAAGAACAGGAAAGAGAAUUAUUAAAGAAAAUGCAAGAAAGAAAUUCGGAUGCAAAAACACAUGUUAGUAAGAAAAAGUCUAAAGUAUCACCAUUAUUAAUAGAAAAAGACGAAGAAGUUCCUGCUAAAAAACAACAAACGGAUCCCUUUUCAAUUGGAUUAAACGAUUCGCUAAUUGAAAUUGGACCAAAAUUAAAAAAAUCUAAAAAGUGUGAAUUUUGUAAUCAUAAACGAUGCCGAUGUAGUGUAUUUGACGCCGAUUCCAGUAAUACGAACGUAAAAAAAUCUGAAUUGGGAAAACGAAAAUUGAAUGGCAUACACGAUUCGUUACCAGCGUAUGUAGGCGCUGAUUCAAAAUACGAAAGAGUACGAAAUCCAAACGAAGAUACGAAAAUUUAUGAAAGUCCACAAUCAGAAAAUGCACAAAAUAAACGCAGAAAACUUGGUACAUCAUCGAUAGAAGAAGAACAAAAAUCUGUUGUUAAAAAUACAUCGUCAAUUAAACAACAUAAAAUAAAAAAUAAAAAAGGAAAAAGAAUGAAAAAACAAUUGCUUAAAAUUUCGGAUUCACUAGAAAAGUUUAACAUGUCGGAUUAACUAAAAUUGUGUUUUAGAACAAUUAAAAGAAAAUUCCGUCUUUAUUUAUUUUAAUGUUAUUUUAAAAUAAUAAA